AUGGAUAAGCCAGUUGGGUGCUUUUCGCAAGCGCCCAGCCUAGGCCUGUCAUUGAUUCCUACCAUCUCCGCAGCUGCCACCAGCAAGCACAUGGGAAACUUCUUCGUCCAUGUCGCCGCCUGGUCGCAGCACCGGAGCCAAAGCCCCGGUCCGCAGCGUACCUUUGGCCAUCUUCGAUCGCUCUCGAGCAUGUCUCCGUCGGCUUUCUCUCGGUCGAGAUCUCCGGCUAAAUCCCAGUCUUCAUCGAACAUAGCUGCCGAAAUGAUGGUGCCACCGGACCAUCCAAAUUCUCUUCUUGUGCCCGAACCAAGGAGGAUGGCGUCGCAAAGCUCCCUCAUGGAGGAUCAGGACCAUAGCACUAUACCCGACCCUCGAACGCGCGCCGGGUCUAUUGCAAGUAGUAAUCUUCACCCCGAUCUGGACCAGGAAGUCGCCACAUUAAGUACCAAGCUCAUUAACGCAAUUAAUCACCAAACUAGUCUCGACGACACUCUUUCGGCAACAAGGCAGGAGUUAGAGACCUCCCGAGAACGAGUCAGGGAAUUGGAGGCGCUCGUAGCGCGACAGCAAGAAAUGCUAACUGGAGAUGUUUGGGUUAAACGUAAAAAUGUCGAAAACGAAAAGAAUAAAUUACUCGCGCGCAUUGUCGAAGAGAAGAGACUGCGAGCUGAAGUUGAGAAGGAUAAAAAGAAAAUCGAACAGGAGCUGGAAACAUUGACUGUUUCUUUAUUCGAGGAAGCUAACAGGAUGGUUAUUACAGCUAAAGAGGAUGCUAAGAGAGAGCAGGAUGCCCUUCGCCGGAAAAACGAACAAUUAAAGGCGCAGCUAGCAGAUACCGAAAGCCUUUUGAGGUCGCAGCAAGAACAGCUAGCAGAGCUCAAACUUGUCAUGGAGCAAAUGACAAUCGAGCGUGAUGAUCAUAGUGGAACCGCACCUUCAUCUCCUGGAUUUAGCAAGUUCGAAUCGAGGGACGACGAUACUCAAAUAUCCGAAGGCGGCCCACACUCGGUCGCAGAACAACUCGUCCCUACAUACCCGACAAAUCUCCCACAUCUUAUACACCCGGUAUUAAGAACCGAUUUACAUGCCUACGAUGAUUUUAUGGCAUUAAUACAGACGUCGAAGAGAGCGUCUGAUAGUCGUGCCUCAUCUGGAUCCUAUAGUGGACUGAAUCCUCUUCUCGGGCUUACUUCUAGGCAUGCCUCAGCCCCGUCAAAUUCGUCAACGGCCUCUUUAUCUACCUUUGAGGCGCCAAGCUCUAACGCUUCUCCGCAAACACCGAACACUCCCGCCUCGGUCCUUAGCGCAGGGUCGGCGGCCUCUUCUGCCCCUUUACCACCCCUGAAGGAUACCAAAUUUUACAAGAGGGCCCUAGCUGAGGAUAUUGAGCCCACUUUGCGCCUUGACAUGGCACCGGGCCUUUCCUGGCUUGCGCGUCGGUCGGUUAUCAGCGCUAUGACCGAGGGAACUCUGGUUGUAGAACCAGUUCCUACAAAUUCCCCAUUCCAAUCUAUCAGUAAACCCCAAUUUUAUCCCUGCUCGCUUUGUGGCGAGUCUCGUAAGGACGAGCCGCACCUGCGAAAUCAUCGUUUCCGGACGAGUGAGUCGGAUUCUGCCCAACGAUAUCCUCUUUGCAAAUACUGCCUUGACCGUGUGAGGUCAACUUGCGAUUUCCUUGGUUUCUUACGUAUGGUGAAAGACGGGCAUUGGCGUGCGGAGGAUGCAGAGUCGGAACGGGCUGCGUGGGAAGAGAGUGUUCGACUGAGGGACCAAAUGUUCUGGUGCCGCAUAGGAGGCGGCGUUGUCCCGGUUAUUAGCCACGUGCAUUCCAGCAGCGUCGAAAACCCGUCCACUCGAAAUAGUGAGGAUGUGAACAGGACUUCGGUUGAUGAAAGCAAGACCGAGGCCAUAACAAUUGUCACGCCCGACGAAUCCGAGUCGACUCCGAAGCCAUCCGAACUGGAUCAAGAUGAUAAAAAGCCGGAACAGGCCAUCAAUUCUGAAGACCAGGGUGCUGGCAGCGCUGGAGACUCGAUUGAACACCUGGAGCUUACGGACCUAGAUGUGGAAAAAAGCCAACAGCUUUCACUUACAAUACCGGACCCUUCCGGAAAAGAAGCGCCUGAAUGA
Daldinia caldariorum is the source of this 2130-nucleotide messenger RNA. RefSeq lists its product as uncharacterized. Gene Ontology annotation, biological process: exocytosis. Gene Ontology annotation, cellular component: Golgi to plasma membrane transport vesicle; cell tip. Gene Ontology annotation, molecular function: guanyl-nucleotide exchange factor activity. The transcript is spliced from 2 exons. The record is from RefSeq and is a predicted model, not a curated record. Lineage: Eukaryota; Fungi; Ascomycota; Sordariomycetes; Xylariales; Hypoxylaceae. Bases 1 to 2130 code for a protein of 709 amino acids.